UGCAGACGCAAGAAUGGUGAUCCCUUCUCUUUUUCUGCCUGCACUUACAGACAGACACAGUAAGCUACUACUUUCUUAUCACACCCAAACACCCAUCUACUUUCUGCAUUCCAUCACUAAAACGACGUCGCUUCUUCAACAUAACAAAAAUUCCCAAAAUGUUCACACCGUAACAACUUUCAAUAACAGAGAGAAUGGAUCAAGCAAGAUCGAACAACAACAACAACAUCGAUGAGAAUGUAGGAAUUCCAGACGAUUUACGUUGCAAGAGAUCAGACGGGAAGCAAUGGAGAUGCACAGCCAUGUCGAUGCCAGAUAAAACCGUUUGCGAGAAGCAUUACAUUCAAGCGAAGAAAAGAGCAGCCAAUUCCGCCAUGAGAGCUAAUCUCAAGAAAUCUAAGCCUGAUUCUGAUGUUAAUUUGGAGAGUAAGAGUGAUGAUUUUGAUGCUCCGCUUUCGACUGCGAUUAAUAAUAAUCAUCGUUCUUCCACUUCCUCUGGAAAGAAGUUGUUUGAUAAGGUUUCUAAGAAUCAGUUUCGGUAUACUCCUGAGGGCGUUCUUGGUUCUUCUUCUGGUAAUAAUGUUUCCAAGCCUGGUGAUGGUGGUGAUGUUUCGCCUGAUGAGGAUGCUGUUCUGUUUGAAGAAAAUUGGGUCUCGAAUGAUUCACAGCAUGCUUCUGGUGACGAUUCUGCUGGGAAAAUGACAGGCAGGAGCAUGGAUGUUGAUGUCAACACUGAAUUUUCUAAUGGAACAUCGGAUUCUUCUCAAGAAACUGGCGGGCAGACUUGCCAUCAGUGUAGGAAGAAUGUUAAAGAUGUUACUUGGUGCCUUAAGUGUGAUAGGAGAGGAUACUGUGAUAGCUGCAUAUCAACAUGGUAUUCCGACAUUCCAUUGGAUGAAAUUCAGAAGAUAUGUCCUGCAUGUCGUGGUAUAUGCAAUUGUAAAAUUUGCUUACGGAGUGAUAAUUCAAUAAAGGUUCGGAUACGUGAGAUACCUGUACUGGAUAAGUUACAGUAUUUGCACGUGUUGCUCUCUUCAGUGCUUCCCGUGGUAAAGCAGAUCCACCGAGAACAAUGUUUUGAAGUUGAACUUGAAAAGAAGUUGCGUGGUGCUGAAAUAGAUCUUCCAAGGACAAAGUUGAAUGCAGACGAGCAGAUGUGCUGCAAUUUAUGUAGGAUACCUAUCACUGAUUAUCAUCGACGCUGCCCAAGUUGUUCAUAUGAUUUGUGCCUUAUUUGUUGUCGAGAUCUUCGGGAAGCUACUUUACAUCAGAGUGAAGAACCUCAAACUGAGCAUGCAAAAACUACUGAUCGAAACAUAUUAAGCAAGUUUCCUCACUGGAGAUCCAAUGACAAUGGAAGUAUUCCAUGCCCCCCUAAGGAGUAUGGUGGUUGUGGUUAUUCAUCAUUAAAUUUAAGUCGGAUUUUCAAGAUGAAUUGGGUCGCAAAAUUGGUAAAAAAUGUAGAGGAAAUGGUUAGUGGAUGCAGAACGAGUGAUGCUGAUGGUCCGCCAGAAACCGGAUUGAAUGCUCUCAGACUUUGCCAAUAUUCUCAAAGAGAGGCUAGCAAUGAUAAUUAUCUUUAUUGUCCAACAUCUGAAGAACUCAAAACUGAUGGGAUUGGCAUGUUUAGAACACACUGGAAAACUGGUGAGCCCAUCAUCGUUAAGCAAGUAUUUGAUAGGUCAUCAAUUUCAAGCUGGGACCCAUUGGUCAUAUGGAGAGGGAUUCUUGAGACAACAGAUGAGAAUAUGAAAGAUGAUAACAGAAUGGUUAAGGCCAUAGAUUGCUUAGAUGGGUCCGAGAUUGAUAUCGAGCUUAAUCAGUUCAUGAAAGGAUAUUCUGAGGGGCGUAUUCUUGAAAAUGGUUGGCCACAAAUAUUGAAGCUGAAGGAUUGGCCUACACCUCGUGCAUCUGAAGAAUUUCUUUUGUACCAAAGACCUGAAUUUAUCAGCAAACUGCCUUUACUUCAGUAUAUACACUCCAAGUGGGGCCUUCUUAAUGUUGCAGCUAAAUUGCCUCAUUACUCCUUGCAGAAUGAUGUAGGACCCAAGAUAUAUAUAUCUUAUGGGAUUAGUGACGAACUUGGCAGAGGUGAUUCUGUGACAAAACUCCACUUCAAUAUGCGUGACAUGGUGUACCUUUUGGUUCAUUCAAGUGAAGUAAAGCUGAAGGACUGGCAGCGGACAAACGUUGAAAUGAUGCAGAAAACUUCUAAGGAAUCUGAGGAGAAAGAAUCUCAUGGGGAUCCAGAUAUAUGUUCAAGAGCGAGUUCACCCGAUUCAUCCUUUUAUACAAAAAUUAAUGGACUGGAUUUAGAAUCAGACCAGAAAGAUUCGACUAUGGAUCAAGGGGUUGAAGUUUAUUCUAGUGCUGAAGGGAAUUUGGUCAAUUCUGAAAUUCCAUUAAGAGAAAAUGGAGACGUCUCUGAGAUAACACAUCCUGGAGUUCUUUGGGAUGUCUUUCGUCGGCAGGAUGUUCCAAAGGUGACUGAAUAUUUGAAAAUGCAUUGGAAGGAGUUUGGGAAUUCAGAUGAUAUAGUUACAUGGCCUCUUUAUGGUGGAGCUAUUUUUCUUGACCGGCACCAUAAAAGAAAGUUGAAGGAAGAAUUUGGAGUGGAGCCGUGGUCAUUUGAACAGAAUUUGGGGGAAGCUAUAUUUGUUCCUGCUGGUUGCCCUUUUCAAGCAAGAAAUGUUCAGUCCACUGUUCAGUUGGCCCUUGAUUUCUUAUCUCCUGAAAGCCUGGGAGAGGCUGUAAGAUUGGCAGAGGAGGUUCGCCGUCUACCUAAUGAACAUGAAGCAAAACUUCAAGUUUUGGAGGUGGGGAAGAUAUCUCUUUAUGCAGCAAGUUCAGCAAUCAAAGAAGUUCAGAAACUUGUACUUGACCCAAAACUUGGUGGAGAGAUUGGAUAUGGAGACCCUAAUUUGACUGCAAUGGUUUCUGAGAACUACGAGAAAAUGUUUAAGCAGAGGCAGAUAACUUGUGCUUGAACAUCCACAUUUAGCUUAGUCUCAAAUCAGAAAAGUAGUCAUGUACAGUAACUGUAUUUGAGCAGUAUUUUAAAAGUUAGUAUGUUUCAGUGUAGUAGAUCAAAUACGUAGAUAAUUGUUGAAUGUGUAUAAUAGUUACUGACAUUAGACAUAGAGAAUCAUGUAACGAGAGAUUUCAGAUCUGUAAUUUAUUUAAAAAAGUGCAAUAGAAACAUGUAAUUUUGUAAUA
Molecule: messenger RNA, 3216 nt
Organism: Medicago truncatula (barrel medic)
Lineage: Eukaryota; Viridiplantae; Streptophyta; Magnoliopsida; Fabales; Fabaceae
Product: lysine-specific demethylase JMJ25
Exons: 14
Coding region: 195-2987 (930 amino acids)
Biological process (GO): regulation of transcription by RNA polymerase II
Cellular component (GO): histone deacetylase complex; chromatin
Molecular function (GO): transcription coregulator activity; chromatin DNA binding; histone H3K9 demethylase activity
Source: RefSeq, a predicted model, not a curated record